UCGUUCUCCUCCUGACCGAAAACCCUAUACUCCGCGAAGUUCAGUCCGAAAAAUCACAAGAAAAACACACAAAAUUCAAUGGAAAAAGGGAGCUAGAAUUCGAAUUCGUACUCGUGAAUCGCUGAGACGGCGCCAUGAACUUCAUCCAACGUCGGAACGGACCAUUCCAUUGAGUCCUCAUAAACCCUAGCGCCAUUUUCAAUCUCAAUUCCGUCCUCAGUAACCCACUCGAACUCAUCACAGUACGGAUUACAGAAAUGCCAGCCGGCGGGAACUCCGUUAGUGGUGGAAACCGGGUACUGGCUAAGGGAAGUGCUCGACGACAGGCCGUGGAAAUUGGCGGAGCCGCCGGGGCGUCGUGUGGCUCUGGAAGUGGAAGUCGGAGAGGAAGGUCGGUUUGUGGGGGUAUUGGCGGCUCUGGCGACGGCUCUACCGGCGGUUCUGAUGAUGUUUCCGGCAGGUCCACCUCCCAUGCUUUUGCCGCGGAACAUGAUGAUCGGACUAGAAUGACUCGAGGUUUGAAGAUUUCUCCUAAUAAUCGCUUUCCGGGUCAAGCUUCGAGCAUGUCGUCGCACAUUGGGACAGCAAACAAGAUUGUCAAAGAGAAGCUUACCCCCAAGCAACUGGACUUGUUCAAAAGGACUGUAUUUGGACGAUUUGUGGAUAUGGAUCUGGUUUUCAGCAGCCCAUUAGUCCAUCAUAUUUUAUUACGAGAGGUGAAGGACGAGAGGCCAGAUGCUAUGAGCUUCAAUCUGAAUGGUAUUAUCGCCACCUUCUCCAAAGAAGAGUUCUUGUUGGUGACAGGAUUAUGGCCGUCACCUACCAAACCGGUUCCAAGGGUUGAAGCCACUAAAUCACUAGGAACAAAGUAUUUCGGCAAUGAGUUGGUGGUGGACAUGAACCCCCUUACCUUUGAGGAAAGAUACAAGAAUUUGAACUUCUACGAUGACUUGGACGCAGUGAAGGUUACAUUGGUUUAUUACACUGAGUUGGCAAUGAUGGGGAAAGACAGGACAAAGAGUAUAAUCAACAAAUCACUAUUGGACGAUGUUGAGGACUUGAAAUACUACAAUAGUCUCGAUUGGGGACAUAUAUUAUGGGAGAAAACGUUGAGGGGCCUUCAAAAUGCACUAAAGAACAAGGUUGAUAUGUACAAAAAAAAGGUCAAAUUGAAUAAGAACUAUAAUGUAAAGUAUAGCCUGCCUGGUUUUCCUCAUGCAUUUCAGGUGUGGGCAUACGAAAUCAUAUCGUCAAUUGCUGGUAAAGCUGUUACUCGACUGAACAAUGAGGCGGUGCCUCGCAUCUUGAGAUGGUCAUGCUCGUAUUCACUUCCUUCCAAGUUAUUGCAGAGAGACGUUUUCAACUCUAUGAGGAUAGUGAUUUCUCCUACACUUAUUAUGUCGGAUGCGGAAAAGCAAUUUAGAGACAGUGAGGUUGAUGAACGACCCAUAUAUGUAGUAGACCAAGCCAAGAGGGCUCCAUCAGUGAUUGACGUCUCUGAGGAUAGUGAUGGCCCAAAAGAUGCUCAGGGUCACUUCGAUGACCAUGAUCUCCACAACGAGGAUAUUUCAAAUCCCCAUUACGAGCAUCUGCAGGGUCCACAUGCUAAGCAUGAGCGCAGUGACAACUGCGAUGCCCACAAUGACCAUGACAUUGACAACAAUUCCGAACGUUUCAUGAGGGAUCAUGUGGAGGAUCGUCUACCAGAGCCUGAAAUGAGCAUGAAGAGGUGCAAAAGGGAAGGAAAAGCACAUAAGGAGCACAACCACAACGUGUUCUCCUAUCUGAAAAGCUUAGAUGGUCGAGUGUCAAGGGUCGAGGACACAUUGAAGGAGAUGAAGUCGGACUUGCAGACCAUUACUUCUCUAUUGCACUCGUAUUGUAAGAGCAAGAACGUGUUUAAUGAUAAGAAUGGUGCUUGCGAUUUGGAUUCCAGGCAUCCUGAACCCACAUCUCUCACAGCUCCUUCACCUCACAUCGAAACUACUACUACUACUGGGUUGGAUGAUGAAAGGGCCAUUAGAACAGCAGAGUGUGAAAUUGUUCAAGACAUGGAGCUUCGUAAAUGGGGUUUCAAGUUCACACUUGCUUAAGUAUAUACUAAACAAUCUUAACUUGUAUUUCACUCGUAGUUUUUGAUUUGUACAAAAGGCACCAGGUUAGAUUGUAAAUUGGGGAUGGAAUUUUUGGGACAAAAUUUAGAAAAAGACCCAAUGAAUUUUGUCUUUGUGUUAAAAAAUAUCUACUCCCUUUCAAAAGUUGCAAUACAUAAAUAUUUCAAAA
Cucumis sativus (cucumber) is the source of this 2283-nucleotide messenger RNA. RefSeq lists its product as uncharacterized. NCBI's taxonomy places the organism in Eukaryota, Viridiplantae, Streptophyta, Magnoliopsida, Cucurbitales, Cucurbitaceae. The record is from RefSeq and is a predicted model, not a curated record. Bases 258 to 2093 code for a protein of 611 amino acids. The transcript is spliced from 5 exons.